This is a messenger RNA of Ictidomys tridecemlineatus (thirteen-lined ground squirrel), 2067 nucleotides long. It is a transcript of the gene Ccdc185, whose product is annotated as coiled-coil domain containing 185. NCBI's taxonomy places the organism in Eukaryota, Metazoa, Chordata, Mammalia, Rodentia, Sciuridae. The record is from RefSeq and is a predicted model, not a curated record.
GAUCCAAGGGUGGAGUUGGGUGUCCGCAGCGCCUCCUGGAGGCCGCGGGACGCUCACGCAGACACUGGGCGCGCUGGGAGGGAACAUGGAGGGCUUCCGCCACUUCUCCCCGCGGCGCUACAGGAACCUCUGGGACACCUCGCCGCCGGCCGCAGAGAGCAGGUCCCCCAUGCGGCUGGAUGGGCCCGAAUCCAAACCGGCCUCGGGCCCCUGGGGCUGUACGUCGGAUUCGCGGAGUGAGGCGGCAGAGUCGCAGCUGUCUCCCGGGUGUUCGUUCACGCCGCGGCCUCGCAGGCGCUGGUACAACACCUCGCCGCUGGAAAGCCGAAGCCUGACUCGCUUGACCCGGAGGCCCCCAGACCGCGUCCGGAAGCACCGAUUGGGCAGCCGACGCCUAGAAGAAGCCUGGAGGGAGGACGGGACCAAGCCCCGUUCGGCCUGGCAGCAGCAGCUCCAUCUGCAACCCCAACAGACUCAGUCCUGCCAACGCUGUUCUUCCAUCCAGACAGAUUCGCCCCCGCGGUACCCCGGGGGAGCUUCCAAUCCCCCGAGUGUGGCUUCUGGGGUAGGGAAAGCACCGAGUGAAGACCAGUGGGCAGUGCCGAUCUGCAGCCAUGUAGGUCGCUGGUCCUCUUCCUCUUUACACACAGACAAGUCCUCCGUACCUUCCCAAGAGUUAAGGACCCAGUCGGCCUGUUUGUACACCCAGCAAAGAGACUGUAACGAUUUGAUGGAGUCCUUAGCCAGUCAGUAUCCCCAGCCCAUGGUCUCCAGCAAAGACCCGCAGAACCAGAUUCUCAAGUGCAAGCUGGAAGAGACGGUGAUGUCCUCGAGGGACCAGAAGAUCGUGUCCCUAGUGCUAAACCGGCUCCAGAAAGCCCAAAGAAUGCGGGAGCUGCAGCAACAGGCGGCAGUCGCUUGGGAGGAGCUGAAGCGCUCAGACCAAAAGGUCCAGAUGACCCUGGAGAAAGAGCGCCGGCUGCUGCUGCAGCAGAGUCAAGAGCAGUGGCAGCAACGGAAGGAGCGCAAGGGUCGCCGAGGCCGCGAACAUCACUGCCGGCGGCGGGACGGCCACUCGAAGAACGCGAUCCAGGAGGAGAGUUGGUGGGAGUCCCAACUGCAGGACCCCGAGAACCAGCGUCUAGCGAGGAUGGAGAGGGCGCGCAUGGAGGCCGAGCACCGCAAGCAGUGCCAAGCUCAGCGCCUGCGAGAGCAGGAGAGGUUACUGCAGAGCUUGCGGGAACUGAACAACCUGCAGCUGCGGAAGAGGCUGGAGGAGGCCUGUCACAAAAGGCAGUUGCACUCGAUGGACACCAAGAAGGUCCAGGAGACCAACCUGAGCUCCCUCGUCAAUUAUCAGGCCCGCAAGGUGCUCAUGGACUGCCAAGCCAAGGCCGAGGAGCUCCUCAGAAAGCUGUCGCUGGAGCAGAAUUCCAUGCGGUCCCAAGAGAUCCACCAGGGCCUGCUGAAGGGGCAGUACCGACAGCUGAAGGAGAAGGCCCAGAAGGAGGAAGGGCAGUUCCAACAGGUCAAGUGUCACGCCGUAGAGUCGGAGGAGCAGAGGCAGAUGCACAAGAGGAUCUUAUUGGAGCUAGCCGAGCAGAAGAGCCAGCAGGAGAGGAGUCACGCACACAGGACCCCCAGGGACAAGGCACAGCGCCUCCGGGAGCUCAACAUCCUGCGGGAGAAGAAUCAUCACAUUCUGAAGCUGAAAGCCGAAAAAGAGGAAAAGUGCCACAUUGAGGGCAUCAAGGAAGCCAUUAAGAAAAAGGAGCAGAAAAUGGAGCAGUUCUCCCGCGGGAAAGAUCCCACCUUGUCAGAGUUUCAGAAGGGCUCUCUCACCUCCAGGAGAGAGAACGGCAGAGGGCUUCCCAUCAGCUGCUUUGACCAGAGGACAUCAGAGGCCCAGCUGUGUGCCCAUCAGCCGAGAGGGGGCUAUUGAGAACUGAGGACAAAAAGCUUCAGCCCCAGCAGCCAGAGAGAGAUGUGGCCAAGCGAUUCGGGUUUAUAAUCUGAUUAUAAUUAUUGAUUUUUAAAAGUAUAUAAAAUAGCUGCAAUUUCCUCUCA